UGUACGUCACACCAACACAGUCUCACUCGCUACUCGUCAAAUGUCUGACGCAUGGUCAAGGGAUCUGGCGUCACUUUUUUGACGCACUGGGUAUACCUUUGACGUCUUUUUUCAACGUGGGGGGUAGUCCGAUAGACUUCUAUGGAACUAAACAGCGUUGAAAUUUGACGUCUUGUUUCAGCACACCACAACCCAUUGUCUGCCUCGUAUGGAUCUAGACUACAAUAAAUAAAAAUAAAAAGGAACAGGUUACAAAAAAUGAUCUAUGCCAAGGUGAGUCAAAUGGCGGCCCCCAAAUGGCGGGUUUUUGAUGUUUAAAAAGCCUCGCAAUCUGAUAUCAAAGCGCCCGCAAAGGUUUAGCGCGUUCAUCAGCGGUGAGUUUAACAACGCUCACCUGCAGGGAAAACGGCAUUCAGAGAUGAGUUUAACAACGCUCACCUGCAGGGAAAACGGCAUUCAGAGGUGAGUUUAACAACGCUCCAAGGCGCGUGCAAGUAAUCAUUGGUAGGACACCGCUUUAACUAUAGCAUGCUGGAUAACGUAUUUUUAUCAGAGGUUUGUUGAUUUUAAUAAAUGCAUAUAAAUGCUACGAUUGUGUUCAAUUAAUCUUUUUAUUAUUAUUAUUAUUAUUAUUAUUAUUAAAUCCUCUAAAUUAAUAACGCUGACGUCACCGUAUGGGCGAUCCCAAGGUCCAUUGCGAUUUUCCACUCGGUAAGUAAAGUAAUGUUAGAAGGCUUAAUUAAUAAAGAUCGAUACUAUUCUUACAUUUACACAUCAAAACUGUUGAAUCAGGACAAGAAGUUGUGUUUAGGAACUUUACAUUUUUUAAGGUGGCCAUAUCUUAUGACGAUAAAUAAUGGAAAACAUUCUAAAAAAAUGGCUUUCUGUACCAAAUGUGCAGGCUAGCAAAGUUAGCUAAUUGAAUUCAAGUUAAUUUUUUGUCGCAUAUAAUCAUGUAAGGUACAAUCAUAAGAGAAUGUAAGAUUUUCAUAAUGAGACAUAACGUGUUACAGCAGCUAUAAUGUAUUUCUGCGUUGGGAUUCUUCUUGUGGUUGUAUGUCGUUGCUCUUUCUUUGCCAAGUGUUUUGUGCCCAUUUAUAUACAGUAAAAUUAUCACAGGGAAAAGGAAAUAAACCAGUUAAAGAAAUAUUUUUCCUUAGUACAAAAGUAGAAUUAAUAACUUAUAAAACAUAUUAAAAAAAAUGGCACUGAUUAUCAGCCAAACUGGCAUUUUGAAUGGUUGGUAUCAAUAUCAGCCAUGAUUGUAAAGAUCAGUCCAUCCCUUUUGAGCUAUUGUAUUGUGAGUUUUCAGGCAACACCCAGCCCUACAGUAUUCUGGCCUAAUACUAUAAGCACCCACAGACCUCCCCGCCACAUCCCAAACCAUGGGCAAACUUGACCAACAUUUUCUCAAGUUCUUAAACCUUUCAGUUUUUCAGUAUAUAUGUAUUUGUAUGUAGCAUGAUCUUUAAAUCUGAAUGUAUUAUCUUUCCCUUCUCUCAACAGGUCCCCUUGUUCCUUCAUCAUUUAUUUUAAAACUUCUGUUUCAUUAAAAAGCAAAAACAAAGGCACUUUUAAGAGCCACGUUUGUCUAUUUAAUUGUUGUUAGUCCGUCUAGUUCUCCGUGGUUCUUGCUCAUUUGCUCUUCCCCCUAUCCCUUUAGUGUUGUUUUGUUUGUCCUUGUUCGUCAUGAGUGACCAUUCCAAUUUCGAACAGGUCCUUGAUGAGCUUGAUGAGCUUGUUGAACAUUCUGAAUUAAAUUAUGAACUCCAGAGCUUGGAUGAUUUCAUUAAUAAGAUGUCGGGAGAACAGGAGGCAGCACCAUCCACCAGCCAUCAACCUGUCAGGUGGUUGAAGAGAGACAGUGAUGGAAAUGUUGUCUAUGACAGACCAAGGUCAUCCCGAAACCAAAUGGCUAGUCACAGCUACAGUCGUAAGGCUGGUGCUCAUCCUAGAAUGUUGGACAGCUACUGUCCUCCUGACACUGUUGAGACUUUCCUUGAAGAGCGAAACCACUCACAGGGUGAUGACUUGGAUGAUCAGGAAACGGCACCAGCACCACCACGGGCCUCUUCAGACUGGUCUACUCGAAAAAGUCUCCUCUCAGAGAGGUGGGAGAAAGAAAGAGCCUGUCUGGUGAAUACCAUGGUAGCACAACAAAAUGUGACAACUCAGAUCUGCCAACAAUGUGGCAUCAGUCCAGCUGCUGUCCGUUGUCGUGACUGCAGACCACAACCAUUUUUCUGUGCUGAUUGUGAUGUCAGUAUACACCGAAACCACGUAUUCCACAACAGGGAUGCAACAAUAGCUGGAUUCUUUCAGCCAUUGCCUCCAACAACCUGUGUCGUGGAGAGGGCUCUUUCCCAGUGUGUGUGUAUUGUGCCGUUGGAGAUGCCCAAAAAAAUAUGUAGUUGUUCUCCAGGAUCGUUGAGUGUCAACACAGGAAAAGUUGUUGCUGUGGUUACAAUGAAUGGUAAGAAUAAGAUGAACUUAAGGGAACAUUCCAGAUCAAGUGGCUCUAGUGUCCAUAUCACAUUCUGGGCAAAGUGCCCAUAGGGACCUGGGUUGGACUUUAACCUGAUUCCACCCCAUAGGGCUCUCCCACUUGCUUCCUGACACUUUCCAUUGUCCUAUUUGAAUAAAAAAAAACUGCUUAUCUAUUUCUAUUCAAACGUUCCCUAUAGUGGUCUGCGCUGG
Molecule: messenger RNA, 2697 nt
Organism: Carassius auratus (goldfish)
Lineage: Eukaryota; Metazoa; Chordata; Actinopteri; Cypriniformes; Cyprinidae
Exons: 5
Coding region: 1690-2556 (288 amino acids)
Source: RefSeq, a predicted model, not a curated record